This is a messenger RNA of Puccinia graminis f. sp. tritici CRL 75-36-700-3, 303 nucleotides long. RefSeq lists its product as uncharacterized. The transcript has 3 exons. The coding region runs from base 1 to 303 and encodes 100 amino acids. The record is from RefSeq and is a predicted model, not a curated record. NCBI's taxonomy places the organism in Eukaryota, Fungi, Basidiomycota, Pucciniomycetes, Pucciniales, Pucciniaceae.
AUGAAGGCCGGAGAUCUUGAUUUGAUGAGUUCUUGGCUGAGUGAGGGUGAUGAUGGUCUUGGUUUUGGUAAAGUGUGCAGUUGGUUUUCCCAGUUGAAGGCUGAAGUUGCUUGUGUUCGAGUGUGCCAAGACCACUCUUGGAAAAUUCGCCAACUUCUUGCGGAACAUCUUGAAUCCGGGUAUCUCUUCAGGAACGAGGAUCGAACGGUGUACGAAAGCACAUCGCUGCUCAAUACCCAAGCUCAGAGCGACGGGCUUCUCGGGACCGAGGAUGCGGACGAUGUCGAGGAGCGUGAUGAGUGA